AGACAAUCAAAUUGUUGAAUAUUUAUUUCAUUCCUUCAUUUUAUUUCUUAUUUAUUUCCAGCAAUUUACUAAAAUGGCUAAUAAAAAACCAACAAAUAUUAUAACACUCGAAGGCAAAACUCGUCUUCCAAAUCGAGUUCAAGACAUAAUAAUUGAAAUGGGUACAGUAAUCGGCAAUAUUCAACAGACUUCUGGCCUUUCUGACGUUCUACAGACUUCAAUACGUAAUUUUGUGGCGGUUGACGGAAUUGCCCAAAAUUCAGCACAAAAUUUGGAUAAAUUGGCUAAACAAGUAGAAUUGAUGGAAACACAAACUUUUGAAAUUGAACAUUCUUUCGAGACUGUUGGGAAAUUACUUAAACAAUCAGAAUCUUUGGAAAAAAGUAUUUACUGUACAGAAAACGAUAAAAAUUGUAAUUCAAAUUGA
Meloidogyne enterolobii is the source of this 427-nucleotide messenger RNA. The record is from the annotation of a GenBank genome assembly. NCBI's taxonomy places the organism in Eukaryota, Metazoa, Nematoda, Chromadorea, Rhabditida, Meloidogynidae.